This is a messenger RNA of Macrosteles quadrilineatus (aster leafhopper), 2996 nucleotides long. Its product is annotated as zinc finger protein 277-like. Lineage: Eukaryota; Metazoa; Arthropoda; Insecta; Hemiptera; Cicadellidae. The transcript has 8 exons. The record is from RefSeq and is a predicted model, not a curated record. The coding region runs from base 127 to 1377 and encodes 416 amino acids.
AUAACCUAAAAUUUAAUAGAAAAAGUCAUAACAUAAUAAUUCGAUAAACGAUAAGUCCCAACGAACCAAGAAAAGGAACACUAUUUUUGGCAACUAGAAACUUGUGAUUUUUCUUCUAAAUCACCAAUGUUUGGACCUCUAAGUUUUCCUUCGCCAAGGAAGGAUGUGAAAGAUAUUUCAACUGAAAACUCAUCCUCUGUCAGUACUUGUCUUUUAUGCGAGAGAAAAUUUAACCUUGUUUUGCAGCAAGAUGACUUUCUACAGCACAUAUUCGAUUCUCAUAAAUUAGUCAUUGCUGAUGUACCUCUAGUAGCUAACUUAGAAAGAUAUGUUAGCUAUUGGAGAAUGAGAAUGAAAGACAACCCAUUAAAAGAAUUUUGCUCUACAGUCUUUGUUGAUGUUGAGAAAGAAGGUAAAAUUUUCCCCAAUGAAAAAUAUUUCCUCUUAUCAGAUGUCUUACCAGAGGACAGACAACUAAGGGAAGGUCUUCAACAACAAAGAUUGGAAUGGGCGUUAGAGCAACAAAAGGUGGAAAGGGAAGACAACAAUUUCUCGAGGGGCUGUCUUUUUUGCACCAGCCACAUAUGUGGUACAAGGGCUCUUUAUUUAGACCACCUGGCUUCUCAACAUAACCUCCAACUUGGCCAUCCACAUAACCUGGUGUUUAUAGACGAGCUUAUAAACAAACUGCAUGAGAAAAUUGAAAGGCUUCAGUGUUUCUAUUGUGAAAAAGUUUUUAAGGAUAGGAACGUCUUAAAAGAACACAUGAGAAAGAAGAGCUGGCACAAACGUAUCAAUCCUGAAAACAAAGAAUAUGACAGGUUUUACAUAGUGAAUUAUUUAGAAGCUGGGAAAACAUGGAAGGAACAUCAGGGAGUUGAGGCUCGUGAUUUGUCGAGCAAUGAGGACGCAGAGUGGUCGGACUGGACAGAAGACACAGGAGACGCCAUUGUGUGUCUGUUAUGUCAUCACUCUGACAACAGUUGGGACGAUGUCAACACCCACAUGCUCUCACAUGGCUUCCACUACGAACAACUCACUAAUGGGCUCGACUUCUAUCAACAGGUGAAGUUAGUGAACUAUAUCCGUCGACAGGUGCACAGACUAGCUUGUAUCAUAUGUGAUGAGAAGUUUGAGUCAUCCGAGUCACUGUUGAGUCACAUGACUCAGGCUGGCCAUCUUACUUUGCCUCAUUGUCUGCUAUGGGAUCAGCCUGAAUACUAUUUCCCGACAUAUGAAAAUGAUCUCUUCCUUUGUCAAAUUGAAGAUUCUAAAGAUGCUGAAGAAGAGGAGUUGAAAGAAAAGCUAGUCUCAAAACAUCUGACAGAAAACAAGGAAUUAAUAGAACAGUUUCAGAAAUUGCUUUGUGAUUUAUGAUUGAAAUCAACAUGUUUCUCCAAUAUUUUGUGUAUUCCUCUUUGAUGGAAAAGGGUAUGAAAAGAUUACCAGCAAUUUGUUCAGAGAGAAGUUGUAAGCGUAACAUAAUCUGUUCAAAUGCUUGUUGUGCUUAGCCUAAAUUAAAAACACAUUCUGCUUGAAAAAGAAUCAGUAAAACAUCUUCAAUAAGUUUCAAUGAUGCAAAUAUAUCAAUUUAUAUAUUUAUAUAUCAUAUUCCUAUGAUAAUAAUUCUUGCCUUCAUCAGUUAAAUUAAUCCUUCAAUAUUUUAUGUGUGCAUUUUUUUCUGUGUCAUUGGCAACCUUUUUUUAAGGCAGAUGUAUUUAUUUUUAUUAAUACAUUUUUUUCUCGGUAUUUAAAAACUGAAGGAGUCAUUUUGUAAUUAAAAGACAGAGUAUUUACUUUGAAAUUGUUAUCAUCAAACUUUCUUUAAGGGAAAAAGGGGCCACUCCAACACAUUGUACAGUACACUUAUAUCACACGGAAAUAGUUUGUGUUUUCAUGGUUCCGUAAUCAAUCAUUUGCAGAGAGAGAUUUAAGUUAACACAGAAUUUUGGACGAAUGAAUCUCGAAUAUUUGACACCAUUGUAUUGGCAAAAGAUCGUAAGAAAAACUUAUUAAUGUAAAAAAAAUGUGUCCAAGGAGAUGAUUGUGUACAGAUUUUUGGUGUAUGCAGGGCCGUCCGAAGGGGGGGGCAACCGGGGCAAGUUGCCUCGGGCGCCGCGGCUGAGGGGGCGCCUUGGCUAAGGGGGCGCCGCGCAGCGGCCAUAGGUAUCAACGCACAGGUCCCGAAAUUUCAGGGAAUUUUCGGGAAAAAAUAUUCCCGAUUUUCGGGACGGGAUUUGAUCCGAUCAUCGUCAAUUUUGACGCUUCGCGAGUGAAAAUGACGCUGCUAUCGCGAGAGAUGUUCACGGUAAUUCCACAAACGCAGGAGCCAAAGUCAUUACAACGAUCGCACCGUGACCGCAAGUCAUUUGGACGAUCGCGCUGUGACCGCGGAGUCAUACCAACGAUUGCAUUGUGACCGCGGAGUCAAACAGACAUUCGCGCCGUAACCGCGAGUCAUACCGCCGAUUUCGCCAUGACCGCGAGUCAUACCGACGAUCACGCUGUGACCGCGAGUCAUACCGAUGAUAACGCUGUGACGGCGAGACAUUUCGACCGCGAGUCACAAGUUUCUAUACCUGUAAAUUUUUACCCUUUUUUGCUUUUGAUAGAUCAGUGCCACAAAUUGUAAAAUUGAUUUCGUUUGUCUUUUUUGGUACCUAACUGCAAUACUCAAGACUUUUUAUGCACAUGAAAAAAUCCCGUCCCGUCCCGAAUUAAAAGUUCAAUCCCGUGCACCCCUAAUUAACAUAGUAUAAAAACAUGCGAAUGCGACUACUACUGGGGGGGGGGGGGGGGGGGCGCCACGACCACAUUUACUCCGGGCGCCGCAAACCUUAGGGACGGCCCUGGGUGUAUGAUUAAAUACAAAUUUUUGAACUACCUAUAUUGUGAUCAUUAGUUCCAUAUGAUAUUUUUUUAGAUCUGGAGUACCAUUAUGCUUGGAGGCCAAGUGGCUUGUUAAUUACUGAAUCAAAUAUAUUUAUUGUUAUUGA